UGUAUUUUUUUUAAUAUUUUAAAGUUUUUAGUAAAAAUGGAGCCACCAGUAACGGUUAGCUCUACAAACCUUCAAAAAUUUAAAGGGCUUUGUUUUACAACUCUAAUAAUAAUUUCUUCGUUUCUUGGAACUAUUUAUGUUUUAAUACCUCUAACGCCCUUAGCCUAUUUUAAUCCAAAACUUUUUCGUUUAAUUGUUGACUUUCUUAUCGGAUAUUGGCUUGUACUUCCCACAUCAUUGGUAGAAUGGAUGUUUGGGGUGCGAAUUCAAGUACUUGGUGAUGGAAUUGACCCGAAAAGGCCAAGUCUUAUAAUUAUGAAUCACCGAACUUGUUUGGAUUGGCUUUUCUUUUGGUGUGCACUUUGGCGUAUUGAUCCUAGCUUAAUUACUACAGAAAAAAUUGUUUUAAAAGGAGAAGUAAAAUAUUUGCCUGGUGCAGGUAUUUUUUCUUUAUAUUUUUUUCAGAAAAUUUUUGAAGGUUGGGCAAUGGCAUAUAAUGCUUUUCUUCUUUUGGAUAGAAAUUUCCUUACGGAUAAGGCUCGUAUUGAAACUUUUGUUGAAUAUUAUGCUCGAAUGGAUCGAAAAUAUCAUCUUUUGCUGUUUCCUGAAGGGACGGAUAAAUGUCCUAGAGCAACUGAGAGAAGCAAUAGUUUUGCAAAGAAAAAUGAUUUAGUCCAAUAUGAAUAUUUAUUACAUCCUAGGACACUUGGAUUUGUUUUUUUGUUACAAAAAAUGCGAAAAGAAAAAUGUGUUGAUUAUAUUUAUGAUGUUACUGUUGGAUAUGGGGACCAAAUUGUUCAAUCAGAAACUGAUUUGGUUUUGCGCGGAAUGUGUCCAAAAGAUGUUCAUUAUUUAAUCCAACAAAUACCCGAUUCUUCUUUGCCAAAAGAUGAUGAACAAUUAGAGAAAUGGUUAAAAGAUAAAUGGGCGAAGAAAGAGAAAAUUCUACAUAAUUUCUAUAAAGAGAAGGGAUUUCGACGUCAAAAUGGUUGGUCAUCUCAAUUUAAGAAUUUUCAGUUAACUCCAAAACUUAAAUUAUUGCAAAUUGCUGUCGUUUGUAUUUGGUUGGCAGCUACCUAUUUUUGGUUAUAUUUAUUUGUUAGUUUAAAUCAUCAAAUUUGGUAUUCGCUUUUGGCUCUAGUGUCAAUUGUUGGUCUACAAAUUUAUUAUAAUGGUUUUGAAAUGUUUUUGGCUCGUUUGUCUAUUCGGUGA
This is a messenger RNA of Meloidogyne enterolobii, 1212 nucleotides long. NCBI's taxonomy places the organism in Eukaryota, Metazoa, Nematoda, Chromadorea, Rhabditida, Meloidogynidae. The record is from the annotation of a GenBank genome assembly.